Exophiala dermatitidis NIH/UT8656 is the source of this 1752-nucleotide messenger RNA. Its product is annotated as acetyl-CoA C-acetyltransferase. NCBI's taxonomy places the organism in Eukaryota, Fungi, Ascomycota, Eurotiomycetes, Chaetothyriales, Herpotrichiellaceae. Bases 1 to 1752 code for a protein of 583 amino acids. Gene Ontology annotation, molecular function: acyltransferase activity. The record is from RefSeq and is a predicted model, not a curated record. The transcript has 8 exons.
AUGGCCUGUACCCAUACCCCGAUCAUAAUCGGCGUAGGCGACUGCAUCAACCGAUCCCUUUCAGUCUCCGACGCCCAUGAACCCCUAACCCUAAUCCUCUCGGCCAUCGACACUGCUCUCAAGGACACUGACCUCCCAUCUCCAAAAAGAGCACAACUCCAAUCGUCCAUCGACAGCAUCGACGUCGUACGCACAUGGACGUGGCCAUACGACGACUUACCAGGCGACAUUAGUCGACGCCUAGGCGUUGACGCCCGACAUAAAUUCUACAGUGACCAUGGCGGCAACAAGCCAGCCAAAUUGUUCGACGAGGCCGCUAGGAGGAUUUCAAAGGGUCAGACGAAGGUUGCUAUCGUGACGGGCGGGGAGGCUCUGGCAUCAUUGAGUGCAUGCGUGGCGGCCAAAAAGAUGCCUCCGCCGGGAUGGACAAAGACAAAAGAAAGUGUCCACUCGGUGUUUUCUGCUACGACCAGGGACAGGGGUAAAAACCUCGGAGCCACUUAUAACAUUGGCGCCCCGAUUCAAAUCUAUCCGCUUUUCGAGAACGGUUUCCGCGCACACCGUGGACAGUCGAUCGCCGAGAAUCACGACGAGUCUGCACAGCUGUAUGCCGACUUCGCCAAAGUGGCUGAACGGAACCCGUUGGCGUGGAGUUAUGGCAAGCCGCCGAAGACGAAGGAUGAGAUAGCGACCGUGACGGAGAGGAAUCGAAUGAUUUGUUUUCCAUACCCCCUGUUAAUGAACGCCUUCAACACAAUCAACCUCGCCGGCGCAUGUAUCUUGACAUCCACCGAGUAUGCCGAAGAACUAGGUGUCCCAAAGGCGAAAUGGAUCUAUGCCCUCGGUGGAGCGGGAACACAAGACAGCGAUCACUUCUGGGACCGACCAAACUACCAUUCCAGCCCGGCAAUCGAACGAUCUCUCGACGCUGGCUUGCGAGUAUGCGGCUUAACCAAAGACGACAUCGACUUAUUUGAUUUCUACUCAUGCUUCCCCAUCGUCCCCAAACUCGCCGCCGCUCAUCUCGGAUUACCAAUAACAAACAGCAAAAAAACAUUGACGCUUCUAGGCGGAUUGACUAGCUUCGGUGGCGCGGGUAACAAUUAUUCCAUGCAUGCAAUCACCGAAAUGACCCGUCACCUCCGCGCCGGCAAAGGUCGCCACGGCUUGAUCCUCGCCAAUGGUGGCUGGAUGACCUACGAACACGUCUUGUGUUUGUCGACGAUGCGGCGACGAACUGGAGACGGGUUGUCUUAUCCGCCAGACCCGCCAUUGCCGGAAUAUGUUACUGAUGUGCCUGUUCCGGCUGUUGAUGGUAAAGUGGCAAGAGAACAGGAGGCAAUGAUUGAGACCUACACAGUUGACUACGACCGACAUAACAGUCCUCAAUUAGGACAUAUUGUAGCUCGACUCCGUUCAACCUCCACCUCAGUGAACAACAAGGCUUCCUCUAUACACGCAUACACUGCCAACACCAACACCAACAACAGACUUUCCACAUCUGAGAAGACGGUGGAAUCUUUUCAAGGCCCCAGAAUCCUCGCCAACCACGCCGACGCAGCAACCCUCGCCCGCCUAGCGAGCUGGACGGACGAAAAAGUCGGAUUGGUCGGAAUAGUGCGGUUUGAUGAACAGACGGGGAGGAAUUUGUUUAGUUUGCCAACGGAGCAGCCUUCAGAUUCGCCGUCUGCGUCUGUGAAAUUACUACCGCAGAGACUGAGACAGGGGUAUGGACAAGGGUCGAAGUUGUAG